AAUGUUUUUGGAUUUGGGUUCUCUAGGACGAAGAGAGAUUACUUGCACAUUUUUAUUCUGUUAAACCCACAAAUGUGGUCAGGAUGAUUGCCUUCUGGUCCGAAGGUGAUCAGUGUGCUUUUGUCUAUAUGAUCAAGCCACUGGACGCUCUAAAUAAUCUCAUACCAAAAGAAAGUUUUAGCUGGCUACAAAGAAUCAUGGUUACUUUCAGAUUUGCUUUCGUCCUUGAAAUUAUGCAUUCCAACAAAGCAGUGCCAUAUCUAAUUCGCAAUUUAGAUGCCGCUCAUAAAAUGGUUGAUAAGAAUUUGUGCAUUACUAGUCAUCAUGCUGAAGCUCUAAGCAUGAGUCCUGUUGGUGGGAUCUCUGAGACACAGAAGGAUAAACUUUCAGGACUCUUCUGCAAAUAUUUUCAACAUGAACAGAUUCUAAAUAAAGAACUGAGCGAACCAACUAUAAUUCUGGCAGGUAAAGAAUGUGAGAUGAUGCGGAUACUUUCUUCUGAGGACCUAAGUUUCUUUACCAAUGGAUUUAGUGAAGAAAACUUCAUUGGAGACAUCCAAUUUGGCAGAGCAUCUCACGGAGAGAUGGAAGGACGAAAAGUGAUUGUGAAGACAUGGGAUAAGGGUCACGAACAUCUCUUUAAUAUCUAUACAGGAGAACUUGAAGUAAGGUUGAAGGUAGGUUUCGAUUAAGAUAUUCUAGUGCCUAUAGGUCGCUUUUUGCCUUUGUCGUUCGUAGCUUAGUAGCCCAGUUCUUGUUUUAUGAUUAUUUUUUAGGUUCCUUCAUCACCAACUACAGUGCCAACAACCCAAAAUGGUAAAUGUCAACCUUCUGUGUUAUUUUCCCUGCAAAAAAGAAUAAACAGACUUUUUAUAAAAGUAGUGAACAGCAAACUAACAAUAAGUUUUGGUCUGCUAUGUGUUGUAUUUAUUUGUUCUUCAUUCGUCUGCAUGCUCUCCCAUGUUAUCUCACUUAAGGCAAUAAGCAAUUAAAAAUGUGGUGAAUAAGUAACAAUGGCUAUGAAUCCUGCUUUUAACCUGGGAGAAACAAAAUAAAUUAUCAUCUGCAAU
This is a messenger RNA of Rubroshorea leprosula, 1070 nucleotides long. NCBI's taxonomy places the organism in Eukaryota, Viridiplantae, Streptophyta, Magnoliopsida, Malvales, Dipterocarpaceae. The record is from the annotation of a GenBank genome assembly.